CUUCCAAGCAGUAGACAUGCUGAUUUGCUGAUAAGACUCACAAUUCUAACCUCACCUGGUUAGAUUUGCAGGGCGGUGAUAGAAUAUAUCUCGUAUCCAGAGCUUCAUGAGAGGGAUUCUAAAUUUGGUAAUCCAUGUUCUUUGGUUUUUUGGGUAUGACGUGGUUGGGUGCAAGUUUCGACGUUGGAAGCAAAUCCAAAGGGAGACGUCUCCGAUGGUCAAGAGCCUGCAUUUUAGUUGUUGUUGCUAGUGCUCCAUGGCUAGAGUAGAUUAAGAUGUCUUGGGCUCUAUCUCUCCUCUCCCAAGUUGUCGAGUGAUUUCCUGCUAAUUAACAUUGAGCAAGUUUUCUAUUCGGUGUUUAGAGUGGAGACUAGGAUUUCUGUUGUCUAGGGUACUGGGCCUUUGGAUUUCAUUUGUAAUUAGGCCUUCCACCUUGAAUUUGUAACUUGCCCGUUUUUAACGUUAAUACAAACCCAUUUAUAGUUUAAAUAAAUGUUAGGUAUCAUGAUUUAUGCAGAAUUAAUAAUCGGUUGAUUGGCUUGACCUCCCUUUGGCCGUGCCAAAAACUGUUUUACUGCAGUUUAUCCGGCUUUAAUUUCAUUUCAUUUCAUUCUUUUAUGUUUUUUUUUUUUUCUCCAUGUUCAAUCCACUCCAUGGUUUAUGAAAAAGCUUAGACAGUGAGGAGAUCAGACCGCAGACUCAGAUUUUUUAGCACUUUGCGCAAACUGAAAUUUCCUAGUAAAUGGUCAUAACUCUUCAUCUGUUUCUGUGGCGGCCUUGAAUUAUAGAAUAUGUGGAACAUGCAAUUAAAUUUUCUGUUAUGAUCAUUUUCUUUGGUAGCCAUCACCUCUGCUUUCUCUGUAAAUAUCAAUUUAUAAAAAUCAGGUUUACACGAGUAUAUAUCACAAAUGUUGCAUGAUCGUCCCUGAAUUUCAAGUUGGUGGAGGGAGAAUGAAUGUCUGCAAGCAGGGAGCUCGCCAUAUUACUAAAUAGUUACAAAAGCUUAAACCAUCUUAAGCAAAUUCACUCAUUCCUCAUCACUCGUGGUCACUCACGGGACACCUUCUUCUUUACCAAACUUCUCCGUUCCCUCACUCUCAAUCAUGGCUGCCAUCUCCUCUACGCUUCACUCCUCUUCCACCACAUGGAAACAACCAGAAUCUACCUAUGGAAUACCAUUAUCGGAGGCUUCUCUGUCAGCCCCCAACCUGUAAUGUCUCUUGAUUUCUAUACGAGAAUGCGCCGAAAUGGCGUCGAUCCGGAUAACCACACAUUUCCUUUGCUUCUCAAGUCGUUUUUACAUUUGAAAAACGAAAACCCAUUUCCGAUUUACGCUCACAUUGUCAAGUUCGGACUGGAUUUAAACAAUUUCGUGAGAAAUUCUCUUAUCACUGUUUUUGCUAACUGUGGACAUACUGGUUUUGCACGCCAAAUGUUUGAUGAGAGUGAACACAAGGAUGUUGUUACUUGGACUGCAAUGAUUGACGGAUAUGCUAGAAAUGGUUUUCCCAUCGAAGGAUUAAAAUGUUUCAAGCAGAUGAUGUUAUUGGGUGUGAAGGUUGAUGAGGUGACUGUUGUAAGUGCUCUUAGCGCAGCCGGGAUGACUAAUAAUGUUUGGUUUGGUAGAUGUGUUCAUGGGCUUUAUAUACAACCGGUAAGAGUGAAAUGGGAUGUUUAUGUUGGUAGUGCUCUUGUGGAUAUGUACUCAAAAUGUGGUUAUUGCGAUGACGCUCGUAAAGUUUUUGAUGAAAUGCCUGUAAAAAAUGUUGUUUCUUGGAGUGCGAUGAUAGCCGGUUAUGUCCAAUGUAAUAGGUUCAAAGAUGCGCUACUUCUCUUUCAAGACAUGCUAAUGGCUGAUUGCAGACCUAACCAAACUACUUUAACUAGUGUUCUUACCGCUUCUGCCCAACUGGGCGCAUUGGAUCAAGGUAGGUGGGUGCAUGAGUAUAUACAUAGGAAUUCGUUAGAGAUGAACUCAAUUAUUGCGACAGCCUUAGUAGAUAUGUAUGCGAAGUGCGGCUGUGUUGGUGAGGCAAUGCUAGUUUUCGAGAAAUUGCCUAUAAAGAAUAUCUACUCUUGGACAGCCAUGAUUAAUGGUUUGGCAAUGCAUGGGGAUGCCUUGAGCUCCUUGAAUCUCUUCUGCCGUAUGUUAAGUAGUGGUGUUCAACCAAACGGAGUUACCUUCAUCGGUGUUCUCAGUGCCUGUGCUCAUGGUUGUCUUGUAAACGAGGGAUGUGAAUUGUUUGAGCUGAUGAAGCACAGAUAUCAUGUGGAGCCAAACAUUGAUCACUAUGGUUGCAUGAUUGAUAUACUAGGUCGGGCAGGGUACUUGGAGGAAGCAAGAAAGUUGAUAGAAGAGAUGCCAAUGGAGCCUUCUCCUGGUGUAUGGGGAACUCUAUUUGGUGCCUGUAUGAUUCACAAGGCCUUUGACCUAGGGGAAUACAUAGGUAACCUUCUAAUCAGGCUUCAGCCAAAUCAUAAUGGUCGGUAUGCACUUUUGGCAAACAUGUACUCAGCAAAUUAUAGAUGGGAUGAUGCUGCAUAUGUGAGGAAGAUUAUGAAAGGGAAAGGCGUUGAGAAGAGACCAGGAUUUAGCUGGAUAGAAGUGAACGGUUCAAUUCAUGAAUUCGUUGCCUUUGAUGGAUCUCAUUCUGUGACCACUGAUUUGUAUGAGAUGUUAGACAAUAUCUUGGUUCAGUUGAAGGUCGCUGAUUAUCUUCCAGAGACCAUGCUAUAUGAUGGGGGUUAAUACUUACCACACCACAUGUUUUCCAGCAUUUUGAGAUGAUCCCUGGACUCUUAUCACAUUGACCCAGGAUCACUUCUUGAUCUUUAUUGUACAAGUCAAAUAUGCUAGGAAAAAAAAAUCUUGAUGUGAAAGUUGCUGUCUUUGCAAUAAAUUAUUGGUAUGCUUAUCCUUGUAGAACUUACGUUGUCAAUUUUCACGACACAUCUAAAGGUAUUAAAGAUUUCUGUGUUAAUAUUGUUUAUCAA
This is a messenger RNA of Hevea brasiliensis (rubber tree), 2994 nucleotides long. RefSeq names its product pentatricopeptide repeat-containing protein At1g50270. Gene Ontology annotation, biological process: RNA modification. The record is from RefSeq and is a predicted model, not a curated record. The transcript is spliced from 2 exons. NCBI's taxonomy places the organism in Eukaryota, Viridiplantae, Streptophyta, Magnoliopsida, Malpighiales, Euphorbiaceae. The coding region runs from base 956 to 2749 and encodes 597 amino acids. Gene Ontology annotation, molecular function: RNA binding; protein binding.